AUGACGGAGGCCAAGUUGCGGCCGCCUCUGACGCCGCCACUCCAACAACCGUCGACGUCAGCGGAGAUGCCGUCGGACAGAAGCAACCCAAUGCUGACGGUGUUCGACGUCUUCCAGAAUCCAGCCAACAUCUGCACCAUCCUCGCGGUUUGUGUCCUCAUAUUUGUGAGCGGCGUUUAUCUGAUACACAUGAUUGCAAUCAGCUAUGCGUGAGUUUUCAUCGUUGGAAAAGGGUUAAAGUGUGCUAAAACAUGGUUUUUGAGCGCUUUAGGGUAAAAAAUCGAUAAAAAGACUACAAAAAGUGAUUUUCAUACUAUAAUAUUGGUAUACUUUAAUUAUAUCUUUAAUCCUUGACCAAAUAGGUAAUCAAAUAUAAUUUUUCAACAAAACGAACCAAGCAAAAGUAGAUAACAAAGGCAGGAACCGGUUGAUAACAUUAAUAUCUCAAUAAACUGUCAUUCUUUCAGGAAACGAAGGCUCUACAAGAAGGUGAUACGAAAAGCCGACGAAGUUGGGGUUUCCAUAAUCAAGCCGGUUGUCGGGACAGACGACAACCUCUUCUUCAAUUUGGAGUCGUACUUCAAACUUCAGUACUCAAGUGUGAGUUGUUUACUGUGUAUUAUAAUAUAAAGAUGUAAAUUUAUAUUGUAUAGGUAAUUCUUCAAAUAAGCAGCUAUCUUACUGUAGCUCUAGGUUUUAUGCUAACCAUGAUUACUGUAGCUCUAUUCUUAUGCUAACUAUGAUCUUUCAGUAUGAACUUUUAUUUUGUUUCAAUGAUGAAGCUGACCCAGCACUAAAGGUGGUUGAAGCCCUAAGGGCACGAUAUCGAGAUGUUCAAGUUCGGUUGUUCUUUGGUGAGUUUUACUUCUUUUCAAUUACAUUAUUUACCUUUGUAAGUGUACUUUCAUUUUGCAAUCACUUAUAUUUAUAUCAUAUUAGAUUGUCCAAAUAAUCCCGUGCCACUAACCCCAAAAAUUUCCUUUGAAAGAGGCACAUAAUUAGUUGAAAAACCUAUUACUCUUAUAUUAAUGUUAAUGUCUGUAAGGAAUCCCUGCUUUCUUGAAGUAAAGUUGUUUUGACAUUAUCUAUUUGCAGGCGGCGAGCCGGUCGGAUUGAAUCCCAAGAUCAACAAUAUGAUGCCGGCGUACCGUGCCUCCAAAUAUCCGCUGAUUAUAAUCAGCGACUCCAACAUCUACAUGCGGAACGAUGCCUUGGCCGACAUGGUGGAAUGUCUGGAGGAUAAUGUGGCAAUGGUCACGCAGCUACCCUACUGCAUGGAUCGACCGGGAUUCGCGGCUCAUUUGGAACAGGUAAGUAGAAAAAGGCUUGCUUGAUUAGUAUUAGUACUUUGUUAACAUUACUUAGUAAUCAAUGGUAGUUCUUAGUGUAUAAAGUACAUGCAUGAACUUUUUGACCUGGGGCAAUCUAAUGUCUUAUUACUUUCAGACCUUCUUCGGCGGAGCACACGCUCGUAUUUACAUGGCCGGCAACGCGCUUCAUAUCGUAUGUUCGACAGGAAUGUCAUGUCUAAUGAGGAAAGCGGUCCUCGAGGACUGUGGAGGCCUACAGUACUUUGGUGCCUUCUUGGCCGAAGACUACUUCUUUGGGGUCGAGUUUGUGAGAAGGUAUAUUGUUAUUCUGUUUGUCAUUGUUACACUUUUGUCAUAUAUAAGUAUAGCAUAUUACUAUUAUUAACAUGAUAUUAUCAUAUAAGAACUUUCGUACUUAAUUUUAUAAUACCAUAUAGAUCAUCUUCAAACAUUUUCAGAGGUUGGCGAACAGUGGUCUCCCAUCUACCAGCCCUCCAGAAUGGCUCCAGAACUCGGGUAUCGUCCUUCCAUGAACGGAUGUGCAGAUGGGUCAAGUUGAGGAUAGCCAUGCUACCACAUACGAUCCUGUUAGAACCAGCACAAGAGUGUUUCAUGUGCUGUCUAUUGGGCUGUAUGGCAUUGUUCUACCUAACAAACUCAAUUUACUGUAUAUUUUUGUACUCAACCUUACACAUGAGUUACUGGAUCAUGUGCGAUUUUAUAUUAAUGAAUAUUGUUCAAGUGAGUUGUGCUUUACUGUACAUAUAGGUACUGUAAAAAUAAGUUUAACUAGUCUGACUGGUUUAAAUUUAUAAUUACCAUAGUUUUUUUUUCUAUUUGAAGGUAAAAUAAGGUUAAUUACGUUUCAGAACGGUGCCAUGCCCUUCAACUUUCUACAGUUCCUCGUAGCGUGGUUCUACCGUGAAUGUAGCACGCUACCCGUCUUCCUAUCGGCCCUUGCCAACCCUGACAUACGAUGGCGACAAGGGACGUAUCGACUUAACUGGGGAGGGCGGAUACGAGCAUAUCCACCCCUCCGAAAGUGA
Bursaphelenchus okinawaensis is the source of this 2356-nucleotide messenger RNA. Lineage: Eukaryota; Metazoa; Nematoda; Chromadorea; Rhabditida; Aphelenchoididae. The record is from the annotation of a GenBank genome assembly.